AUGUCUUAUGCUUUUGAAGAGAGUAUAGAAAGACUCCCACUUGAAGUUUUACAAUACAUAUUUGUUCUUUCAAAGAAUCCAGAUCUUGCCCUCGUAUCACGAACAUUUCACCAUGUAGCCACUUCACAGACAAGUGUGAAAACGCAAUGGUUGAUGAGAAGAUAUAAUAAUGAUUGUGAAAGAGCAUUAUCACGAGGAUUAAAAUGGAAAUUUUUUAAUAAAGACGUUCUUAAUCAAUUGGAUUUAUUAUAUUCUAGACUUAAUGGUCAAAAUACUAUUCCUUAUGCAAGUAGACCAAUACCUCAAUGGUUUUUUAAAGAACCGGAUCCAAAAGAUAAAAUUUAUAAUUUAGCUAGAAUUCUUCUUCUUGAACGUGGUGCAUCACCAAAUGAAUCUAAUGGUUAUCCAAUUAUACAAUCUGCUCGAUUAGGGAAAAUUAAAAUGGUAAAAUUAUUAAUAGAAGCUGGUGCAAAAGUUGAUAUUCAAGAUAAUAUGGCAUUAUCAGUGAGUGUAAGACAAAAUAAUAUUGAAAUGGCCACAUUAUUAUUAAAACAUGGUGCUAAACCGGCUAAACCAAUUUUGAAGAAUGCCAUAGAAAAAGAUUUUACUGAAAUGAUUCAAUUAUUAAUUGAUAAUGGUGCUGACGUUGGUGUUGAUGAAAUUAAUGCCAUGCCACAUAGACCAUAUAUCACAGAAGACAGAAGAAUUAAUAGUGAUAAUAAUAAUCGAUAUAUUGAAGUUUGA
Messenger RNA from Scutellospora calospora, 744 nucleotides. Lineage: Eukaryota; Fungi; Glomeromycota; Glomeromycetes; Diversisporales; Gigasporaceae. The record is from the annotation of a GenBank genome assembly.